Messenger RNA from Daphnia pulicaria, 1207 nucleotides. Its product is annotated as cadherin-87A-like. The transcript has 5 exons. Gene Ontology annotation, molecular function: calcium ion binding. Lineage: Eukaryota; Metazoa; Arthropoda; Branchiopoda; Diplostraca; Daphniidae. Gene Ontology annotation, cellular component: plasma membrane. Gene Ontology annotation, biological process: homophilic cell-cell adhesion. Bases 145 to 798 code for a protein of 217 amino acids. The record is from RefSeq and is a predicted model, not a curated record.
CCUGUUACUGGUCUUCUUAUAUCUCAUUUUGAGCUUGUGGCUGAACCAAAACAAAUCAGCGAAAGCUUAACGAGGAGUCUUCCCGAUUCAGGAACACCACUCGAAUCUUUAUUUGAUCAGAUUCGCUUCAACGAAACUGAAUCCAUGAAUGAUACAACGAAUUCAAUGCUGGAUCCGGGUAUUUCGUCGUUGAUCGAGCUCAACAAAUUAACCGGGGAACUAACUUUUAAAAGGCGCAUAGAUUAUGAAGAAUUAGCCAACAAGACUCUGCAGUUUCAAGUUCAGGCAAUCGCUGGGGAAGCGGAGGAUAAACGAAUGAGUUUAGCGACAGUGAAACUCGAUAUAUUGGAUGCCAACGACAACAGUCCAACGUUCAUUGAAGAGGAGUAUAAAGUAAAAAUAUCAGAGUCCAUUCACCAUCCGGAUGUUUUGGUCACAGUGUCAGCAACAGACAAAGAUUCUGGGAAAUUCGGACAGAUCUUGUAUUAUGUUUCGGGCGAUGGAGCUGAUCUAUUCGUCAUCGAUGAUCCAACUAAUGGAAUAGUCCGUGUGGCUCCGAACGUUUCGCUUGAUCGAGAGAAACAACCUAGUUACACCUUUACUGUCAUUGCUGCGGAUCAACCGCAAGGCAGUGAAGAGCAAAAGCGCUCCUCUGCUUUGGUAAUGGUAGAACUGAUUGAUGUGAACGACAAUGCUCCUGCUUUUACCCAACCUUCCUAUACUGCCGUUGUUCCGGAGAACGCCCCGCUCGACUGGAGCGUCUCCCAAGUAGAAGCCCUAGAUCCUGAUCAUUUAUAGUUGAGGUAAAAUGAAAUUGAAUUAAAAUUCCUAGUCAGUUUAAUGCAUUCUUUCAUUCGGAUAAGUUUUUAAAUUGAAUUCUAAAUUCUAGUACAUACUGUUAUUAUUUCUGUUUGCCCGGAAGCGGGUUGGAUCCGAAGACUGGUGGGCGGAAUGGGCAACUCACUACAUAUUUUUUUCUUUUUUUUAGAAUAUUUGCAUAAUCGUAGUCACUAAGAAGAAAUAACACAAUGAUUGGAACUCUGAACGAUGACGAUAACAUCCCAUGGUUCUUAUUUGAACUUUUUUCAAUUCUGUUACUCGUUCGAGUACACCUCGUUAUCUUUUCUUACAAUGGAAACACUUAAUACUAUAAAUAACAAACACUAAAAAUAAAACAAUUAAAAUGACGAAAUAAUGUACGAUGAAC